This is a messenger RNA of Falco peregrinus (peregrine falcon), 1038 nucleotides long. RefSeq names its product ATPase H+ transporting V1 subunit G1 (gene ATP6V1G1). Gene Ontology annotation, cellular component: vacuolar proton-transporting V-type ATPase complex. NCBI's taxonomy places the organism in Eukaryota, Metazoa, Chordata, Aves, Falconiformes, Falconidae. Gene Ontology annotation, molecular function: proton-transporting ATPase activity, rotational mechanism. The coding region runs from base 77 to 433 and encodes 118 amino acids. The record is from RefSeq and is a predicted model, not a curated record. The transcript has 3 exons. Gene Ontology annotation, biological process: proton transmembrane transport.
GGGGCGGGGCCCGUGGCGGGGCGGGGCCCAGGCCGCGGUGACGCUGGCGGCGGCGAAGGGCCGGGAGGGCGCCGCCAUGGCGAGCCAGUCGCAGGGCAUCCAGCAGCUGCUGCAGGCCGAGAAACGCGCCGCCGAGAAGGUGGCCGAGGCCCGCAAGCGAAAGAAUCGGAGGCUGAAGCAGGCAAAAGAAGAAGCCCAGGCAGAGAUUGAGCAGUACCGUCUGCAGAGGGAGAAGGAGUUCAAAGCCAAGGAAGCAGCGGCACUUGGAUCUCAUGGCAGCUGCACCACUGAAGUUGAGAAAGAGACCCAGGAAAAGAUGAGCGUAAUCCAGCAGAACUUCCAGAAGAACCGUGAGGUGGUCCUUUCCCAGCUGUUGUCACUAGUGUGUGACAUCAAACCUGAGAUCCAUGUGAAUUACCGCAUCAAUGGGUAGUAGUGGAAGAAGGAAUAAGCAUACUGGAAAUGCUGGUAGUAACAUCUUGAGCUUGAGGUGGAAUGUACAGCUCUCAGCCAUACCUUAACUGUUCCUCCUGUAAAUGUGUUAAAUUAUUUCAGUGAGUUGUAGGUCAUCAGUAUCUUACUGGAGUUCUGUUAGUUUCUCUCUUGACACUGAUUCGGAGCUUAUUCAAACAUUAAAUGGCCAUGUCUCAAAUCUGUGCUAAGUUAUUAAAUAUACAUUCAAGUUGGCACAUCAACUCUCCCUUUUUAUGUGGGUGAUAUUCAGUGAGAGGCUUUUCUCUGUGAAGUAGAAAGGAGAGAGAUUCUGGCCAGGUUUAAAUGGAGAGUCUGUGUCAGUAAUUAUUAGAUCCAUAUAACUGUAUUCUUGUUGACCAAAAUGCAUUUUUUUGGUGUGGUGUUAAACUUUGUACAGGGGUUAAGCCUUGUAAGAAGAAUUCUGUGGCUGUACAGUGCUCACUGAUAAUUUUCAGGUGCUUGAGUUUCUCUAUAUGGAAUAUCCUCUGUAUAUUCUGCUGUUAGCUUGAGUUACAAGUCUGGCACUAUGACACUUGAAAGUAAAAACACUUAUUUAACUCCAAA